Morus notabilis is the source of this 1258-nucleotide messenger RNA. Its product is annotated as RING-H2 finger protein ATL3. The transcript has a single exon. NCBI's taxonomy places the organism in Eukaryota, Viridiplantae, Streptophyta, Magnoliopsida, Rosales, Moraceae. Bases 252 to 1151 code for a protein of 299 amino acids. The record is from RefSeq and is a predicted model, not a curated record.
ACUUCCUUUCGACCACCAUUCCAAGAACAAGUCCAACUUUCUCUCUUUCUCAUUUUUCAACCAAAAAACGAAAAUCAACUCCUCUUCUUCGUUUUCUUUAUAUUUAAACCCAUCUUACACACUCUUCUACUUGGGGGGAAAAAAAAAAAAAAAAAAGCUUUGAACAAAGCCAUAAACAAGCUCAGAAUUUUCAAACUAGACUAGGGUUUUGAAGAUCAAAUCUUUAUAGAAACGAGUUUCAAUCAGCGACAAUGGGAGAACCAACUCGGUUUGAUCGAUCAUUGGACGAUUCCAAGGCCGUGGAGCUAACGGGGAGAAUAAUGGUGGUGGCGAUCAUAGUCUUUUUCGUGGUCGUGGUGUUCGUAAUCUUUCUCCACUUAUACGCCAAGUGGUUCUGGUGGAGGAUCGAGGAGGACGCGGCGGAGUCCGGCCAGCAGCAAUCCCGCCGGCGACGGCGCCGUUUCGUCUUUGCUCCCGGUCAGGACCCUACCGUCCCUGCUCUUCGGAGAGGCCUCGAGCCUUCCGUUCUCCGAUCACUUCCGGUGCUGGUUUACCGCGCGGAGGACUUCAAAGAAGGCCUUGAAUGCGCGGUUUGUCUCUCUGAGCUCGUCAAUGGCGAAAAGGCCAGGCUUUUGCCGAAAUGCAACCACGGAUUCCACGUCGAUUGCAUCGACAUGUGGUUCCAGUCGCACGCGACUUGUCCGCUCUGUAGAAACUCGGUAUCUCCCGUGAGUUCGUCGGAUUCCACUGGCUCGGAGAAUGUUCCGGAAGAGAAUUUGAGCUCCGAUUAUACGUCGGGGGUUCCGAAUUUCCCUACAAAUGUUUUGUUUUGGGGAGACGAGACUCAGGUUAGCUCCGGCAAUGCUUGUUUGGAAGAAGGUCCGUCUUUUCAAUCUCAACCCUCGGCUGUUGUUCCUUCCUCUUCGUCGUCCUCUUCAUCUACGACUAGGAUUGUUGGUGCGUUGGUGAUCGAUAUACCGAACGAGAACCCGGCGGCGGCGUCUUCACUAUCUCCUUCCGGCGACGAAUUGAAGUCGCCGGUAACGACGAGGUUGAGGUCGCUGAAGAGGCUUUUGAGCAGGGAAAGAAAAGUGAGUCCUUGUAGUCCUAGUUCUGGAGAUAUUGAGCAACCAAUCAGAGGACCGAGCUAAGAAAAUGUUUUAUGAGAAAAUUGGAUGUUUGGAUUUAGUUUUACUCCAGUCUCCAGCCAUGUUUGUACACAUUUCACAUUUGGUAUUGGAGCUUUGAAGAAGAAAAU